Molecule: messenger RNA, 3848 nt
Organism: Platichthys flesus (European flounder)
Lineage: Eukaryota; Metazoa; Chordata; Actinopteri; Pleuronectiformes; Pleuronectidae
Product: NACHT, LRR and PYD domains-containing protein 12-like
Exons: 10
Coding region: 1-3063 (1020 amino acids)
Molecular function (GO): protein binding
Source: RefSeq, a predicted model, not a curated record
AUGUGGAAAAAGAUCCAGAACAGGAAUCGUGGUCUGCAGGAGGUUUCAGAUGAACAUAAGCUCAGUGUGAGGAGGAGAUGUGAACAUGUGACUGAAGGAACUGGUGAAACAGGAAGUAGAACCCUCCUCAACAGGAUCUACACUGAGCUCUACAUCACAGAGGGACAGAGUGAAGAGGUUAAUACUCAACAUGAGGUGAGGCAGCUUGAGACGGCUUCCAAGAGGAAGAUCCUCCAGGACACUCCCAUCAAGUGCCACGACAUCUUUAAAGCCUCCACUGACCAGCAGAGCAGCAUCAGAGUCGUCCUGACCAACGGAGUCGCUGGUGUUGGAAAAACCUUCUCGGUGCAGAAGUUCACUCUGGACUGGGCAGAGGGUUUAGAAAACCAGGAUGUGGAUCUGCUGACUGUGCUUUCGUUCAGGGAGCUGAACCUGGUGAAGGACCAGCAGCACAGUCUCCUCGAGCUGCUCCGUGUUUUCAAUCCAACGUUACAGAAGCUCACAGCAGAGACGCUCUCUGUCUGUAAACCUUUGUUCAUCUUUGACGGCCUGGAUGAAAGCAGACUUUCUCUGGACUUCAACCACAGGGAGCUUGUGUCUGAGGUCACACAGAGGUCAUCAGUCAACGUGCUGCUGACAAACCUCAUCCGGGGGAAUCUGCUUCCCUCGGCUCACGUCUGGAUAACCUCCAGACCUGCGGCGGCCAAUCAGAUUCCUCCUACAUGUGUUGACAGGGUCACAGAAGUACGAGGCUUCACUGACGCCCAGAAGGAGGAGUACUUCAGGAGGAGAUUCAGUGAUGAAGAGCUGUGCAGCAGAAUCAUCUCACACAUCAAGACGUCCAGGAGCCUCCACAUCAUGUGUCAAAUCCCAGUCUUCUGCUGGAUCAGUGCUACAGUUCUGGAGCACAUGUUGACCACAGACCAGAGAGGAGAGCUGCCCAAGACCCUGACUGACCUGUACUCACACUUCCUGCUGGUUCAAACAAAGAGGAAGAACAACAAGUACGGUGAGGGACAUGAGACGACUCCACAGCAGCUGACUGAGGCUGACAGGGACGUUCUUCUGAAGCUUGGGAGGCUGGCACUUAAACAUCUGGAGGAAGGAAACAUCAUGUUCUACCAAGAAGACCUGGAGCAGUGUGGUCUUAAUGUCACAGAGGCCUCGGUGUACUCAGGAGUCUGUACUGAGAUCUUCAGAAGAGAGUGUGUGAUCUUCCAGAAAUCAGUCUACUGCUUUGUUCAUCUAAGCGUUCAGGAGUUUCUGGCUGCAGUCUACAUGUUCCACUGUUACACCAAGAGGAACACAGAAGAACUCAACAACUUCUUGGGAACAUAUGGGGACACAGACAGAACCUUCUCCCUGGAUGACCUCCUGAAGAGAACCAUGAGGAAAUCCUUCACCAGUACAAAUGGUCAUCUGGACCUGUUUGUUCGCUUCCUUCACGGCCUCAGUCUGGAGUCCAACCAGAGGGUCUUAGGAGGCCUGCUGGGUCGGACAGAGAACAAUCCAGAGAUCAUCCAGAGAGUCAUCAACAACCUGAAGCAGAUGGAGAGUGAUGACAUUUCUCCUGACAGAAGCAUCAACAUCUUCCACUGUCUGACUGAGACGAAAGACCACUCAGUUCAUCAGCAGAUGCAACAGUUCCUGACAUCAGAGAACAAAUUGAAGGAGAAACUCUCUGAGAUCCACUGCUCAGCUCUGGCCUACACGCUGCAGAUGUCAGAGGAGGUUCUGGAUGAGUUGGACCUGGAGAAGUUCAACACAUCAGACCAGGGCCGACGGAGACUGAUCCCAGCUGUGAGGAACUGCAGGAAGGCUCUACUCAGUGGUUAUGGACUCUCAGAGACUCACUGUGAAGUCGUGGCCUCAGCUCUGAAGUCAGACCCCUCACAUCUGAGAGAACUGGAUCUGAGUAACAACGAGCUGCAGGACUUAGGAGUUAAGCUGCUGUGUUCUGGACUGGAGAGUCCAAACUGUCGACUGGAGACUCUGAGGUUGGAGGAUUGCAGACUGUCAGAGAUCAGCUGUUCUUCUCUGGCUUCAGCUCUGAGGUCAAACCCCUCUCAUCUGAGAGAACUGAAUCUGAGUAGUAACAAUCUGCAGGACUCAGGAGUGAAGGAGCUGUGUGGUUUUCUACAGAGUCCAACCUGUCGACUGGAGACUCUGAGGUUGUGGGACUGCAGUUUGUCAGAGAUCAGCUGUUCUUCUCUGGCUUCAGCUCUGAGGUCAAACCCCUCUCAUCUGAGAGAACUGGAUCUGAGUAGAAAUGUCCUGCAGGACUCAGGAGUGAAGGAGCUGUGUGGUUUUCUACACAGUCCAACCUGUCGACUGGAGACUCUGAGGUUGAAGAAGUGCAGUCUUUCAGAGAUCAGCUGUUCUUCUCUGGCUUCAGCUCUGAGGUCAAACCCCUCUCAUCUGAGAGAACUGGAUUUGAAUGACAACAACCUGCAGGACUCAGCAGUGAAGGAGCUGUGUGGUUUUGUACAGAGUCAAACCUGUCGACUAGAGACUCUGGGGUUGGAGGACUGCAGUCUGUCAGAGAUCAGCUGUUCUUCUCUGGCUUCAGCUCUGAGGUCAAACCCCUCUCAUCUGAGAAAACUGAAUCUGAGUAGUAACAACCUGCAGGACUCAGGAGUGAAGGAGCUGUGUGGUUUUCUACAGAGUCCAACCUGUCGACUGGAGACUCUGAGGUUUGAGGGCUGCAGUCUGUCAGAGAUCAGCUGUUCUUCUCUGGCUUCAGCUCUGAUGUCAAACCCCUCUCAUCUGAGAGAACUGGAUCUGAGUAGAAAUGUCCUGCAGGACUCAGGAGUGAAGGAGCUGUGUGGUUUUCUACAGAGUCCAACCUGUCGACUGGGGACUCUUUGGUUGAUUGGCUGCAGUCUGUCAGAGAUCAGCUGUUCUUCUCUGGCUUCAGCUCUGAGGUCAAACCCCUCUCAUCUGACAGAACUGGAUCUGAGUAGCAACAACCUGCAGGAAUCAGCAGUGAAGGAGCUUCUUGAUCUAAAGCAGAGUUCAACCUGUCGACUGGAGACUGUGAGAUGGGGGAGGUGGUCUUUGUGAAGGUGAGUGUGAAGAGGCCAGUUUGUGUGGGUGUGGACGGAGGCUGAGCUGUGUCCUGAUGACCCAGAGGCUGAAGCAGCAGCAGCUUGUGUGUAGUCUCCAAUCUACACAACCCCUAAUCUGCAUGUGUUUGUGAGAUGAUGCCGGACCCCUAGAGAACACACGGGGAGAACAUGCAGACUCCACACAGGAAGACCCCAUCUGAACCGGAUACAAUCCAGCAACCUUCUUGCCCGAUUGUGUUUAUUCACAUGAAGAAUGUGUUUAUUGAAAUGACACAACACAAGCAGAAUAUAUAAACACUCUAUAAAGAGUCACAUACAGUGUGUUUAAGUUUGUCUUUAUUAUUUUCCACUUUUGUCCCACAGUAUAUCUCCAUGUGUGUAUAACCACAUUCUGUGUUUGUUUGUUUAUGAUCUUAGUAGAUUAAAGUUCCUGGAUUCACGUCACAAAUUGAUUUAGUUCAACGCAAAGUUAAACACAUUUAAAUCACUUUGAGCUCAAAAUCAGAGUUUUGUCUUUGACACAAAAGAUCAAAAGUCUGGACUUAAAAAUGGAACGUUUUCAUCUCUGCAUCAGGUGCAGAGCAAUGGUUGCUUUACUACUUUUUACACCACAGGUGGAGCUGUAGUAUAAGAGCAGAACAUCCCAGUCAAAGCCUUUAUAUUCAGUCAAUGAGUCAAACACAAGGAUAAUUUCUUCUUUGACAAACAUCUCAGAGAGAAAAGUUCUGUUUCUACUUGUCUCUGCUUUAAUGCUCAAUAAACAUCCUUCCACCGACUUCA